GGCGAUCUCUUUCCGGUUAUCACUUCGUCACUACACAUUUACUUCUUCCGUUUUCGUAUCCGAUCAGAGACUAUUCAUCUUUCCUCGAAUCGGGUUUCUUUGAACCCUUGAAGCUAUGGGUGAUGCGAUCGAUUUGAGUGGAGAUGGUGGAGUCUUGAAAGAGAUUGUAAGGAGAGCCAAACCUGAUGCUGUUUCGCCCUCUGAUGAUCUUCCUGUUGUCGAUGUUCACUAUGAGGGUAUAUUGGCUGAAGACGAGAAGGUCUUUGACACUACACGCGAAGACAAUCUGGUUUUCUCUUUUGAGUUAGGAACAGGCAGUGUUAUCCGAUCAUGGGACAUUGCACUUAAAACCAUGAAGGUUGGUGAAGUUGCAAAAAUCACAUGUAAGCCAGAAUAUGCUUACGGAAGAGCAGGGUCUCCUCCCGACAUCCCACCCGAUGCAACUUUGAUCUUUGAAGUGGAAUUAGUUGCUUGUAGACCGAGGAAAGGUGCUAGUGUUGGAAGUGUUUCUGAGGAGAGAGCCAGACUAGAAGAUCUGAAGAAGCAGAGAGAGAUUGCUGCAGCUGCCAAAGAGGAUGAUAAGAAAAAGAGAGAAGAAGCAAAAGCUGCUGCAGCUGCUAGGAUUCAAGCUAAGCUAGACGCUAAGAAGGGUCAAGGCAAAGGAAAAGGCAAAGGCAAAGCUAAAUAAGUCAAUACCAAAAAUACCAGUGGAUGUAACCCUUUGAUACUACUAUUUCAUGACGAGUCUAAAUCAAACUUUUGGAAAGGC
Molecule: messenger RNA, 769 nt
Organism: Arabidopsis arenosa
Lineage: Eukaryota; Viridiplantae; Streptophyta; Magnoliopsida; Brassicales; Brassicaceae
Source: the annotation of a GenBank genome assembly